AUGGAGAAGCUGUCAGUCUUGUGGGUCGGUAGACUUUGUGUCUACUAUGCUCUCUUGAAGGCUGGCUUAGCUGGAUCUCAAGAUAACCCUUUUGUUUUGGUAGGUUGGAUCAUUCUUCAAAGUGGUGGUGUUACUGUCAGUGAAUCUGGUGAUUUGGUCUCUAAGUGGUUAGAGAACAUACAAGGCAAACCAGACAAGGAAGCAGCUGACAAAAGGAAAUUGGUGAGUAAAUGGCAUCCUACAACAAAGGGUACAUUAAGAAGGAACUACAGGGUGCCUUCCAAAUCUGAGGGACGCCGCCUUCUCAAAGCUAUUGCAUCCUUACUAUCCGAUGAUGAUCACUUCACAGAAAGCACUUCUCACAAAGGUUGUCAAAUUCGGAGGGAGAGUGCUCACGGUGAAAGCUUGUGCUGCCACAAUGUGAGGGCUCUUUUUGAUGAACUCCCAACUCCUCAUCUUAUUGUUGAAAUUACAGCAUUUCCAGCUGGACCUCUCACAGAAAGGGAUUACGUCAAGGCUGAGAAACUAGAAACGGUGCUCAGGUCUGGUCCUUCGAUUUGAAUCAUCUGAAAAUCUAAUGGUCAACUUUUGUAUGUAUCCAAUGCACUUGUACAGAUUAGAAUCAGAGACAGAAACUUCUUAUGUUGUUCUCUUGCUUCGACAAUUCAGCUUCAUUCUUACUGGGGUAUUUUUUCCUUGUCUGUUUGAUGUGAGUGUGUGAUAUGGUUAAAACUCAACACAUGUUUGAGAAUGUUUGAUUUGGGAAAAGCCCCAAGCUUGAGGAAAAAUAAAGAUGGAAUGGACUGAAUACAACAUCAUUGAUUGAAAAA
Pistacia vera is the source of this 830-nucleotide messenger RNA. RefSeq lists its product as uncharacterized. The record is from RefSeq and is a predicted model, not a curated record. NCBI's taxonomy places the organism in Eukaryota, Viridiplantae, Streptophyta, Magnoliopsida, Sapindales, Anacardiaceae. Gene Ontology annotation, cellular component: chloroplast envelope.